Molecule: messenger RNA, 1968 nt
Organism: Acytostelium subglobosum LB1
Lineage: Eukaryota; Evosea; Eumycetozoa; Acytosteliales; Acytosteliaceae
Exons: 1
Coding region: 1-1968 (655 amino acids)
Source: RefSeq, a predicted model, not a curated record
AUGGAACAUCUACCACAUAAUAUCAUUAGACUGAUAUUGGAUGUGUUGUAUACUGUCAAUAACGAUGACAAGGAAGUUCUUGACUCGUUGAUGUUGUGUCUGACUUGCAAGACAUUGUAUAAACUUCUAAGUCCAAGGAUACAAUCACUACAUAGUCUCUGGCAUAAUGUGAACUCAACCAGACGAUCAACAUCAUCCUCAUCAUCAUCAACAUCAUCAUCACAACAGUUGUUGCCUUUGAGCAAGUCUUUGACAUUUGGUGACACUUUCAAUGAUCAACUAAAGACUGGUGACAUACCUGAUGGUGUUGUUGAAAGGGUUGUCUUUGGUGAUAUGUUCAACACGAUACCCAUGCCUGGCGCACUGCCUCAGACCAUCACCUCAUUGACAUUGGGCAACAGCUUCAAUCAAAAGAUGAAUCAGUCGAUUAUCAAGCGUGUUCUCAGGUCGAAGGGUCGAAGGUCAGAUGGUACCACCACCAGCAGCAGCAGCUACAGAGGUUGGCUGCCAACAUCAUUGAGAUCACUCACAUUUGGUGAUGGAUUCAACAAGAAGAUCAAGGCUGGCUCAUUGCCACAAUCAAUCACAUCGAUUACAUUUGGCAAGCUAUUCGAUCGUCCGCUCCUCCCAGGCACACUUCCUGCCUCCCUCAUAACUCUGAUCUUUGGACGAUCAUUCAAUCAAACACUUCCACCUUCAGUGUUGCCAGCUGGUAUCACAACUCUAAUCUUUGGCGAUUGGUUCAAUCAAAUGAUUGACCAAGUGGCAACACUUCAUUCACUUACCAAGCUCAACUUUGGAUCAUCGUUCAGCAGACCCAUCUUCCGAGACACGCUACCACCAUCGCUCUUGGAGCUCAAGUUUGGUCUAAGCUUCAAUCAGUCGAUCGACUCCAUUAGCGCUCUCCCAUCACUCACAACACUACUCUUUAAUGGAUCAUGUAAUUUCAAACAGCCCAUCACCAUUGGAUCGCUACCACAAUCACUCACAAUGAUGACCUACGCCAACUCUACACUGGGGCCAGGUGUGCUGCCCUCAUCAAUGCGGUCGCUUGUGUUGUACUCUGUGGACCACCAUCUUGAACCUGGCGCACUACCAACAUCACUCACCAAGCUCGUCCUAUCCACGACACACGUGCCUCGAUCACUACAUCUGUGCCUGCAUAUUGUCAAACUUACAAUGGGAUACUCAUUCGAUCAGGAUAUAGUGGCAGGGUCUUUGCCAAAGGCCUUGACCUCACUUACAUUUGGCUAUUACUUCAACUCAAACAUACAUCUCAACGCGUUGCCCGUUACCCUUCACAAGUUGACCUUUGGUUAUCAUUUUGAUCGACUAUUGCACACUGAUGUGCUGCCAAAGUCGCUUCGCGUGCUCAGGUUUGGUGAUCACUUUGACAAACCGCUGGCGGGAUCGCUGCCACCAUCACUUACCCAUCUCGCUCUUGGACGUUCGUUCGACACACCAAUCGAUGGCAAUGAUGUACUUCCACCAUCAAUCCAACAUCUUGAUCUAGGCUAUAGCUUCUCGCACUGUCAAUCAAUUCAAUAUCCCGCCAAUCUGUUGUCUAUUGUACUUCCAUCCUAUGAUGAUUUCAAUGCAGCCAGUUUCCAAAUGCAAAUGGAGAGCAUCACCACAGACAGUGUCAAUCAAUCAAUCGGGAAUGUAAAGAUACAUUAUGCUGUUGAUGUGGAUCAACUGCAACUUCCAUCAACAAACAAACUCAGAUCAUUGAAUGUGGCAGUAUCCUCCACGUAUAAGACAGUGAUGAAUGAUGAUUGUUUGGCUGGAACAUUUAUCAAGAGUCUAUUCGUUGCCAAGCCAAAUGUGGAGACCUUUAUAAUUCGACUCUAUGGCAAGGAGACCUUGACCAUGUACCAAGUUAGAAAGAUUGAUGCCACUGCAGCACUCAUCAGAUCGACCAAGGUGUUGGCGCCAUCUCAUCGAAUCCGGAUACUCACGUUAAAAUAA